Porites lobata is the source of this 39773-nucleotide messenger RNA. NCBI's taxonomy places the organism in Eukaryota, Metazoa, Cnidaria, Anthozoa, Scleractinia, Poritidae. The record is from the annotation of a GenBank genome assembly.
AGCUGCCGCUGUCAUGGCCGCUGUGUUUUGUUGUUUGGCGGUAAUCGACAAGAAAGUGACAUUCUUCGAAAAAGAACUUGUUCACCUGCCCGAUUUACCGUUCUUUAUUGGUUUAGUCUCAAGAUUUUUGAAACCGAAACGCCAACAGACUUGGUGAAGCUUUUUGAACGCAGGUUUCUGGAUCAAACACCCUGAAAUCGCGAUGGUUCAAAUAUCUCUACUCAGGACUCAGGAGCGAGGGCAUCAAACAUGUUUGCGAGCUAUAUUAUCCCACUGGGCGUCGAGUCUUGUUACUACAAUUUAGAAGUCAUCUCCAGAGGAUUCAAGUUUGAAAGUUGUCUUUGAUGGAUUACCUUACAACGUCUUCAUAUAAUUUUUAAAUGGUUUUCAGAGACGAUUAAAUUUGCGGUUGAAAAACUAAGGUGACAAUUAAUUGCUAAGAAGAAAAUUUCUGUAUAUUGGUAUGCAAUAAGUAGUUAUGGAACUCGAAGAUUUAGAAAAGAAUUUAACUGAGGAUACUCUGGGGAUGGGAUGGCAAGACAAAAACGAUCAAACAACAGAUCGUGAUGUGAAUGGCGAAGUGACCCAUGAUUCUGGUGACAAAUUUCAACAGAACCAGUGGCAAUUUUCAGACGAAGGUAAGAGUACUGAGGAGUGUUUCACUAGAAGUUUUACCCACGUUAAGUGAGAAUCAAAAAAAUCUACUAAGAACUGCAGUGGCCAGCGCUAGCUAGCUCAUGCGGCUAAGAGUAGUGUCCCAGGUAUGGGUAGUUUCUUGGUGUUGUGGAUGAGUGCAAUCACCAAAUGACGUAAUAUGUAAAAGGAUUGAAAAGAGAAUCAAGAAUACCCACACAACACAACAAAAGCAAACCAACAAUGAUUAUCCACAACACCAAGAGACCAUAAAAAUAGCUCUUGGUUUCCCCUACAGGACCCCAGAUUUCUUAGAUAAAAGUACCAUGAGUACAGUACAAAGUUUUAGCAAGGUGGGCAUCUGGGUGUGCAGUCUGGUUACUACCCUAAAAAAGUUGUUAGGGAUGUAAAUAAAUUAAAUAAUUAAAUAAUGAUUUGGAGGUAGCACAUUCACAAAGUGGUUCUUUGUCUACCUGAUUCUUGGUCGAAUUGGAAUUUGGAGAUGCUGGUUUUUGAGGAGAGAGGAAAACUGGAGUACCUGGAGAAAAACCUCUCGGAGGAAAGGAGAGAACCAACAACAAACUCAACCCACAUAUGGCGUCGACGCCGGGAUUUGAAACCGGGCCACAUUGGUGGGAGGCAAGUGCUCUCACCACUGCGCCAUCCCUUGCUCCCUUGAUUUGACGUUUCCUUGUGUUUACAAUGCUAUUGUGUUUCUACAAGUGCACAGUUAAUGUGGGGUCAGAUUCAUUUUGUACAUUUGCUCCAGACUUGAGAAUUACAAAAAAGUCGGGCAGUCAACAGUUGUGGUGAUUUAGCGUAGUGGUCUCAUAUAAGGUGCAAUAAACCAACAUAUGAAACUGAAUGUCUCCCAUUUAAUCUCCACCUACGUCCAAAUUAGGAGAAUCUUAAGGGUGAGUGUAACUAUUGAACUGUUGGCAGUUGAUUGGCAACUCUUGUCUCUUUUGUCCGUGGACUUACAUGUGGAUGAAAUUAAUCAGCUGGUUAUUAUAAAAAAUUUUCCUGCUGUAGGACCAAUCGAGUAUGAGAGUGAUCCUUCAUCUGACAUUGACAAGAAUUACUUCAGUGAUCAAGAAUCACUCACUGGGUAAGUGGUCUCUCAAACUACCAAGCACUAUCCCAUUUAGAACUCUUACUUAUUAGGACAACUUUAAUGAAAGUGUGUUUUCUGAUUUGUCUGAUCAAAUAGAUAUAUUCUGUUUGCAAGUUUGAGUAAGUGUGGAUGAAAAUGCUAACUUGUCCUCAGACCAGUAGCGGCAUCUUUAACCUUUUUCCUUGCAAAUUAUUUGUAGGCAAUUGCAUUUCCAGUUUAGUGUUACAGCCAAACAUUCUUCAUUAAUACGGAUACCAAGGGACAGAGCCAACACUGUCUGAGUUAUAGAGGUGUCUGUAUUACAGUCAAACUUUUAAGUGCCAAGGGUGAAAAACAUCAAUAAUUAUUUUCUCCUAACAUCAUCAAUACUCAAUCAAGAGAAUAGGUUAAGAGAAUUGAUAAAAUGAUCACCAAAGGAAAAAUACUCUGACCAUUUUUCAAAUUCUCCCAAGUAGUUCAGUAAGGAAAUGUAUAGACAUCAGUUUGGAGAAUUUGUAUGGAGCUAUUAGGGCUGAAAGGGUUAAUGCAGACACACUGAAGGGACAAAGCCAAGUGCAGGUGUGAACAUUUUCAGAGAUGUCUGUAUUACAGUCAAACCUCAUUUAUUUUAUUUCCUUGGUAAUAAACAAUACUACAUUUACAUAAUUUCCUUUUUAGGAGUAUGGAUGGAGUAGAGGAAGAUGAAUAUACAUCUGAUCCCAUUGCACAACAAACUAGACAGGUUGGAGUUUUUCGCUGACUGACACUGAGCCUUUUUGAGUAGAUCAAUUUAGCACUUUACAGAUACGAUUAAUGAUCUAAAUAAUGCCCCCUCUCAAAGAAACGCUUUUUGUCUUUUGGACGUCCUUUCUAUGAUGUCAAGUUUGUAUUAGUCACCCCGUUCUAAUAACGUCCCCCCUGUCUACUAGACACCUCCCAUGACAGUUACUUCAAAAUACUAGGAAUUAGCAAAAAGGUGCAAAAUCAUACAAUUUAUUCAAUUUCUUGCUUGAUUAAUAAGGGGUUUGCGCAUUGCAUCUUUUUCAAUACCAAGUUCAAAGUAAGGACAGACUAACGAUGAAAACAUGUUUUAAAGAGUGAUAUGGAUCUCUUGAUGGCCUAGAUGUAUCAAUUGAUGGACUAGAUGUUCCACCAUUAAUUUAUAAACUCUCUUGAUAUUUUUUUUAUAGUUUUUUAGAGGUUGUUACAAAAAUGAAAUUAUCUCUUUUAAAUGCCUCUUAUCCAUUAAAGGCUCCCUCUUGGGCCCCCCAAAAUGAAAUAAACCCCCCCUUGUCAUUUAAUAUUAGAUGAUAUACCGUUAUUCUAUAUCAUUCUUCAGGAGAAGAUGCAGCGUUUGGCCCUGAGACGUCAUCUUGAUCAACUAAGUGAACAAGUCCUAGAGAAGGGUUACCUAGUGUCACAGUUUCGGUAAUUACUCACAUAAAAAAAAUUAUGUCAACAGGGUGCCAAGAAAGUUACUUCUACGGCUUGUCCUUAGGGCAAGCUGUAGCUUGCAUGUGCUUACCCAAGGGUCAUGGUUCUUCUGUAAUUUGAAUACCCCCAAAACACUUGACUUGCCCGUUGGGCAAGUUAAGAACAGAAUUCAUUACCAAGAUAGCAAAAUCCACCUUAGAACCCUAGGCUAUUGCACACAACUUUCUUUGCACACUGUCAACUGUCAUCUAAAGGCUGGAGAACCAGCUUAAAUUAAUGAGAAUGCAAGUUACACUAAUUGACCAGACUUAACUUGAAAGAAUUCUGCAUUGCAAACUAAAAAUAAGGACUAACAAUCACUGAACAUAAUUCAUUUAAGUAAGGACCUCAUCUCUAAAAUGUGAGUACCAUUAACCCCAACACCUCAGAGUUAAUUUUGUGGACAUCUUUCAAUGAGCACAUCAUGGGUAACAUCAUAGGUUUGGCGCUAUUUCUGAAAAAUAGUGUAUAAAUCUGAAAGAACAUGAAGUGGAGUCAUCAAAACCACAGCGAUCCAUAACUUGCCAGUUUUUUUUCUUACAGUGAGGAACUGAAAAAAUGCCAGGAACACAUAGAGGAACUACAGCAAGAUAAAGAUGCAGUCAGCAAGGAGAUUGAAGAAGCUCAGUCUCAAACCAAUAUGUAAGCAAGGGCGCUGCUUCAAACUUUAUCGUGCUUAUUCUGUCUCAUUAAUUCAUCAAAUGUUGGCAAUUUUCUCUGGAGUUGAAUUCUAAAAGACUCUAUCAAAGUUCAGGAAAAGAAAAAGAAAGUUGUAGUCUUGUGUUCACUUCAUCCACAAAACAUGAAAUUAGGCAUUUUCACAUCUUAGUCGUGCAGUGACAGCAAAGAAAUGUGCAAUCAAAAGGGGUGAUGCACGUGCAGAGCUGUUGUUUUGCCAAUCUAAACCUUUGUUUUUUUGCCAUUCUGGUUGAUGUUGCCGUCGUCAUUGCUUAAGCUCCCUAACAUUGACAGAUGUAGAGUAUACUUGCUUAAUAAUAUCCAUUACUACCUACAUAAUAAACUUUAUUUGGUAUGUACCUGUGUUUAAUCUUAUUUGUUGCAACAGGGCAUCACUAUACAGACUGCAGGCUUAUCAAUCCAAACUCUGUGCAGAGAUAGAUGCUGAAAAUGAUGUACAGAAAGAAAUUUUACAGAGGCUUCAAGAGGCAGAGUAAGCAACUAUAUAACAUGCAUUUGUAAUACUAUAUAUUUUGGUGUAUAUCUUGUGCCCUAGCCUGUGAAAACAGCUGGUACUUUGUAAUGCCUCCACUGGUUUCCAUGUGAAAUGAUGACUGUGGAACAACUGCAGAAGUUCUAUACUGAUGAUCAUUCAUUCGGCAUAUGACAGCCAUUCAGCAUUUUGCAAAAUACCCCUGCUGUGAAGUUACUGGUAAAUGCAUGCAUUUAAACACUUUAUUGUUUCUGUUUGAUAUAGAUUUGCCCUUGCUCAAGCCACGGUUGAACAAGGAAAGUUCCUUCUUGCGGGAAAGGAACUUGAAAAAGAAGAAAAACUUGUGGAGAAACAAAAAGCUGAUGUGGCUGCUGUUCGUCUGCGAAAGGAAAACAUGAGUGCAGUUGUGUCUGAGAGAAGAAGAAGGGCAAGAGAAAAGUAAGAAACAAUAUUCACCUCCCCUCUUUCAACUACUGCAAUUCAUUCCUGAAAGAUUCUAGUCAACUCCCUUCAUGGCAGACACUGUAGGACCCCAAGUUGGUGUCCUCUUUAGCGAGAGUCUGUAAUAGCGGGAGUUUAUUUCGGUCAAACGUUUGUAUUUUGUUUUUGGCGGGGAUUUAGUUACUGUCCGUUUUAUCGCGGUGUCCACAAGGCAAGAGUUGACUGUGUUGUAAUAUACUGCAAAACAUGCAACAACAAUUAUUAAACAAAGCUGCUAAUAUGGCUUUUAUUUGAAUAGCAACAUACACUGUAGCACAUUUUACUUUCCACAAAUCAGAAGCUAGAUCCACAGCUGACAGAAGCCUUUUUCAAUAUUUUAUGAAAGAGAAUUCUGGAGUUGUUUAGUCCACCCUUGUCCCAGUUUCUGUUACUCUGGGGAUUAAGAGAGACUCUGGAAGCAUAGUUGCGUGAUUCUGAGAUGUUAUUUAUAAGUGGUUAGAUUUCAGUGAUGUGAAAUUUAUUAUUUAUUAACUGACCAUGUAUUAACCUACUGUUUCCCAUCCACCUCUUCGGGAGCCAAAACACGGCAGAUGACUAAGGGGAUGCUAAACAACAACAUUCAUUGUCCAGCUAGAGAGUGACGCUGGUCUUACGAGGCAGGAUCUUGCAUCUGUCAUGGCCAACGAUGGGAAUGGCACAGACUUAUCAAAUUGGUGUGUGGAUGCACCCCUAUAUAGAUGUAACUAUGCAUCAGUUAUUUCAUAUUUUCGCUUCAUCCUUUGCAGGGAGCAUAUAUCUGCUUUGCGAGAUAGAGAAAGAAAACACAGACAGGCCAUUGCUGCAGCAAAGCGCAACAGGGAACAAGCUUCCAAAUUCCUCAAAGAGACAAUGUCCAGGUAUAAGUUACAAUUUUUUAAAAAUAAUGACUGGUGAAAGACCUUCCCUCUGGCCCCCAUGGAUGUGUAGGAGUACUGCAUAUCUAAGAGGCCCCAUUCGGGUAAAAUUUUGACAAGCGACAUGGCCUUGAAACCAUGACAUAAGACUAGAUGAAAUGGCAACAAACGACGCAAAGAUUAGUUAAAUACCUACAGGGACAUGCCCUUCUCCUCAAGAUGGGAAACGACAUUAUUUGAAAUUCAGACUAGGGACAUAUGUUCCCACCCCUAAGAGGCCACAUUUAACACAGUAGCACAUGCAGCAAAAACAAUUUUCUACUUUGUAAUUUCCUGCAACCUCCUCAAGAAGGUUGAGAUUGUCUAUGAAGCCUGUGUGUGAUAUUUUGGUAGGAUGUUGUGAAAAUGUUAGUAAUAGUUCUUUGCUUUAUUUUGUAGAGUACGUCAAAAGGAAGCCGAGGAGGAAGAGAGAUCACGUGAAUACAUGGAGGACAGAAUGCAAGCAAUACUGAGCCUCAAAGGAAACAUAGAAACAAAUAAGGUAUGAUGGGGUAUUUUUUUGAUAACUCUAAAUGCAGAGUUCUGAAAGCCUAGAUUGGUGUUCUAUUAUAAAUUAAUGACCUAGCUAACCUACACAGCAUGCAAAGAAAGUCAUGCUCGAUAGCCCGGGGGUAGUUGAUUUUGCUAUUGGUCUAGUGAAUUCUUUUCUUAACCUCCCCAACAGGUAAGUAAAUUUUUUUUUAGGGAAUGUAGUUGAUUUUGCUUGGAUUGGUCUAGUGAAUUUUUUCUGUAACCUCCCCCAACAGGUAAUGGGGUAAAUUUUUGGGGGGUAUGGAUAAUUUUUGUAACCACACAAUUCAAAUUACUGAAGAACUGUAAUCAAUCCUGCUCAUCCAAAAAUUUUUUUGGGCUAGUAGACACAAGCUACAGUUUGCCUAAAUGGCAAGCUGUACAAGUGUCUUCCUUGGCACCCUGCUAUGCAUGUACAGAUCCAUUGGACGGAUGCUCUGCCAGUCAGUAGUCAAGAGCUCUUGACUGCAGAGCAGGGGGUCAUAGGUUUGAUCCUCGGGGCUGGACCAAUACUCGGGAAUGAAGAUAAUGCCUUUGCUUUGCAAAUGCAACACCUUUGUGUGGCUCAGAUGACCAUAUAAAAGUGUCAUCCCAUCUCCAGAAGGAGACAUAAAAAUAGUUUCCCCAAUUGGUACUUUAGUGUUACAGUAAAUACAUUGACACUCAAGUGAAGUGUGUGUGUGUUUUUUUUAUGAACGUGUAUAGUUAACUUCUAUUUAGCUGCCACAUAAGAGGAAGGGACAAAAUGGCCCCUUUAUAAUGGCUGGCUGCUAAAUAAUAAACAGUGAUUUGCUGACAGUUUUGUCUACCGGAACUCUAGUAUUACCAGAGAGUAGCUGCUUAAAAAAUAAUAGAAGGCAAUUUACUUGAGGUUUGUCUGAAGUGCUAAUCAAUAUGUUUCUAGGAAAAUCUGCGAGCUCUUCAAGCACGUGAUUCUAAAAUAAGGUUUGAGAAAGACGAGGAAGAACUCCGUGAAAGACAAGAGAUUCUAGCACAGGGAUUAAACCCUGACGAGGAACUGACGCGGAGAAAAAGGAUCCGUCAGUUUGAGAAGGACAAAGAGUAAGUAUGGUGUUACAUCACUAGUGAGUCUGUAAGUUUUAAGUACAGCCCUACAAUAUAUUAGAAUUUCCUUUUAUUUGUUGCUGUUCGCAGGGCUUAUGAGAGAAGGCAAAGAGAACGACAGGUAUCAGCAAUGAUUAUUUGAUUUUCUUUGUGACAUAAUAAAAAGAUUUGUCACAAGUCUAUAUACACUUUUACCCAAACCAUCCUGAACAUUUUAUGAUUUGCCAGGUUGAAAUAGUUGAUAACCUUUUGAAAGAGGAAAAGCAAAUGAAAAAGCGAUACCAACAGCAACCACAGCUGUGGCCAGAGAAACAGAGAGAUAGAGUCAAGGUAAUUAAUGUGUCGUUACUACUGUUAAUGACAAAAGUGAUGAUAACUAUGAUGCCCUUGAAAUCGGUGUAGUAGUCCUUUUAGAGUUUCCUAUCUUAAAGUCACAACAUAAUGAAGCAGUAAACAAGUGUUUUCUAGAAUUUAAAAUUUUCAUCCUGAUUCCAGAACAUUGUCAAUGAAAAUAAUGCAUCCAUAGACACCAAAAUUAGACACUAAAGGGACAGAUACAUAAUGGAAAAAAUCACAUCAAUUGAUGUCCAUAUUAUAGAGCAAGGAACUGUAUGAAGUUGUUGUGGAAAAAAAUUAACUGAUAAUAAACAAAAAUAUGUUAUAAUUUUUUAUUGCAGAGAAUAAAUAGAAGGCGUCCCAAGCCUAAGUUCUUCAAAUCUACGAGUGGAUCAUCAUCUGUGGAGUAUAGUGCUGAUGUCGAGGACACUGGGGUAGGGCUAGCAAAGAAACUUCAAAUUGACAUAAUAUCUUCAUUAGUUUUGGGGAUUAAUUUGCAGUUGCUUAGAUUAUUAUUACAACUGUGAUGAUCAUAUCUUCAUGUUAAUAACAUUCAAAUCAUAAUUUAAGAGUAACCCUUAUUUUCUUUUUCACAAAUCAAUAACUGAAAAGAAGGGAAGAAACCUACCCAAUAGAAAAUACCUCUUUUUAGAAAUUUAAAAAUUUUAUCACUUUGUUAUUAUUCUCACAUUGCAAACUGAUUUGCAGACUGCAAAACUGGGGGUCACAAUGAUGAUAAUGAAUAAGUAUUCAACAUGUCAUGGUUUUGCUAUAAGGGAUCUUUUUAAAAUGUUUUGCAGGUGCAUUCAAUUACCACAAUUUUUCUCAUACUUUUAUUAUCUUAAAGGGGUAAUUUGUACUGUUAGUUAAAUGACAAUUUGCCUAUGCACUUUAAAAACUUACAAGUCAAUUCAGCUGUUCUGAAAAGGUCUGUUUAUAGCCUUUUUAUUACUAAAAAGAUGCUUGAUGAUUCUAGGGUCAACACACAUCAGGAAAACUUGGUGCGGUAUCUUCAGAAGAUGAUGAAGAUGAUUUUUCACCAUAUGGGGAGACAAGCCGAGAUGAGGCUAAGGAAGGGUAUUGAAGACUUUUAUUUAUUUACUUAAUUUUAUUUACUUUUAUUAAGCUAUGUGGCUCCUGUGGUAGCCAGUCAAGUCACCCUAAAGUUGUCUCGCUUGAAGUUAUGGCCCCCGAAACCAGAGUUAUGUCGCCUGAAAGUUUUAGUUUAGUUACUAAAAAUUCUGAGUUAUGUGUGGUUCCGGGUGACAUAACAGGUGAGAUGACUUUCGCGUGACUUGAUCAUAAACCAGCCCCAACCCAUGUCUGCCUAAUGAAGGAUUCCACUUAGACAAGUGAAUUGUAUACAAAGAAAUGGGACAAAAAGUUUUGGGCUCACUCAAAUCUAUGUCACUAAAAAACUGUAAUUUGUAGGAUCUGCCUCAUGUGUUGUUUAGUUAAUGCAGGCUCCAUUGUGCAUCAUUAAUACAGUGUACUAGUAGAAAAUUACAAACACACUUUAAAAACAUUACAAAUUUACACUACCUGUAACUACCUACUGUAGCAGAGGCUCUUCAAGGAAGGUACAUGAAGAUAUGCCCUAAAAUAGGAUUUCAAUAAAUUAUAAAUGAAGCAACAAAUGCAUGGAUAUACAAACAAACAAAAAUAAGAUAAUGAAAACCUUUAUGAAAGACGUAGACAAUAACAAUUUAGAAACAAAAAAAUGAAAUAAAAGUUGAAUUAUGCUGUUAACCAGUGUCAUUUGCAGCUAUCAGCUUUGUAGUUUCAGGUACAUGUUAGUUGCUACUGUACUGGGCUGAAUAUUGGCUGAGUUGUAUUUUCUAUUCACUUAUUGACUGUUGUCCUCUGAUAUCUCUUUGUUUUUAGUGACUCAGAUGUGGAAGGAGAGGAAUUGGCUCAACCAGAGUUUAGGGGACUGUGGGAGGAAGGUGUUCAAAAGGUUAGUUUGUAGAUGUUGCGACAAUUAUGAAGUCUUUUUUACAUUUGUAUGCUGGAGAGGCUUGAGAACUGUAAGAUGUGGCUUCAGAGAAAGGUCUUAAACAUCACUUGGUCUGACAAAGUCUGUAGGAAGAAGUAUUGAGGCAUGGUGGUGAGGAGAGAGCCAUAAUAUCUGUUAUCAAGAGAAGACAGAGAGUCCAGCUUGGUCAUAACCUACGGCUUGGUGAUCUUGUCCUAUUAGUUAUUGAGGGGAGAAUGAGAGGAUCGAAAGAGACCACCUGGAAGACCUUGAGCGAGAAUGCUUGAUAGAGUAAAGGACGGCAGCCCUUACAUACCGGUCAAGGGGCGUGCCUUAAGGUCAAGAACUAUAAGGAAGGACCUGCCUGUGGGCAGAACACACACACACGUGUGCAACUGCCAUGGUAUAUGAAAGGGAACUGUUAGAAGGAUGAAAAUUUGAACACUUUAUGAGUAACUGAGAAUGUUAAGGCCUGGAUAGAGGGAUAGGUAGUGGGCAGUAGGGACUUAUGUUUACUGUUUGAGAGGUCUGUGUGGACAGUUUGUCUGCAUUGUAUCAAUAGAUUUAACCUUAUUUUGAUCUGUUGUAUUUAGGGAUCUGACAAAAAGGAACAGAGGUUCAAAUUUACAAGUCAUAUGCCCAGUAAAAUGGAACAGGUAAAUUCAGCUUAAAAAAAUAUAUUAAUAAUGUCAUCCAGGAUUGCUAGAUUGGUUGGUUUUUAACUUUGGUGUACUGUACAAUGUAACAGUGAACUUGCAUGGAGCGUUAAAGCAUUUGGCAUUUAAAUUAACUGAAACAUGUAGACAAGUAUUCAGCUUGAUCCAGCUUCAACCAGUUGACUGAAUAUUAAAACACAUAAAAAACAGCCUUUAUAGUUAAAACUGCUGCUAUUUUCGUAUCUGUGACACAUUGCACUCACCCCCUCACUCACCCUCCUUCAUUCAAAGUUGUUCCUCUAAGUUUUGAGUAUAGUCUUGUAUUAUGAGCAACUUUGAUAAGCUAGGGGAGGAGGGGGGAUCACAAGCACAAGGUCAUAAGCAGUUCUUUGUUUCACAGGAAAUGAUGGAGAGAGCUCUCAUGAAACAAAGAGCUGGAAUAGUACAGAAACAGGUUGCCGCAGGAAGAGAAUUCAAGGUGAGUAGUUAAAUGAAAGAACUUUUUUUUUCUUUUUUGGAUUGCUGGUGUUAAUUUGUUUUCUUGUAGUCCUAACUUUAGAGCAAUAUUGAAUAUAAAAUUUAGUAAUUGUGUAUUUUAUCUGCAUUAUUAAUCCCUGUUUUUUUUUGUUUUUUUGGCUUGUAGGGUUGUGCAUUUUACAGCAAACCUGAAGUUAUUGUAUUCAAGGUUUGUUAACCAUUAAUUCCACACCUGUUCAUCUUUACUUCCAUUUUCUUGAAAAUUUUAGUGACACACACAUUGCUUCAUCUUUUUGUUUUUCUAUGCCAGGACUUUGAUGUUGGGAGAUCUUACAAGAAGAAAAUUCUGCUGACAAACAUCUCUUACACUCAGAAUUACUGCAAAUAUGUUGGAAUGUCCCACUUACUGAAAGAUUUCAUUGAAGUGUUGUAAGUAAUCAACAGUAACAAGAACUUUCUGCAGUGGUACAAAAGGACUAUAUGGUUAAUUUUAAGCUCAGUUGUGAAACAAAUAUCACUUUUUGCAUUUAUUUUGCUACAUUUUGCAAUGCUACCACUGGUUUCCCCAUGAAAUGAUGUCUCAGAAAUGAGCGCCGAAAAUCCAUACUGAUGACCUGUCACUACCCAGAUCUGGGUGGUGCUUCUGAUUGGUCUUGCUGUAUGGGAAAUUUACUUCAAUCAGUCAGAAGUGCUACCCAGAUCUGGGUAGUGACACAUCAUCAGUAUGGAAUUUUUGCGCUUUUUUAUCAGACGUCAUUCGCGGGGAAACCAGUGAUGGCGUCGCAAAAUGUUGGCUGUUUUCUCAGGCUAAAUACCUGCCAGUUUACAAAAGCAAUGCAAAGAAAGAGUGACGUAGUUCAUAUGCAUUCUCUGGCAUUUACAUUUGCAUUCUGAAUUGUUGGUGUGUACCAGUCUUUAAUGUUAGUUGUGUGGGCAAACAAUUCAAUCUACAAUCUUAAUAGAACAGAAACUACAACCUUCUUAAAGACAAGAUGACCUUAGGUUAGAAGCAUGCGCAGCAUACUUUAUAGCGACAUGAUGAAAUGAUUUAGGCAUCCUGCAAGUGUCAAUUGCUCAGUUGGCUAGAAAGUUCAAGGCAUGAAUUGAAAUGCCUUUUGGGACUAUUUUUCUCUAAUUUUCCAUCCUCACCAGCCUAUCCACAGAUGUUUUUCUUUUUUUGACAGUUAGAUAGCAUGUGGCUGUGAGUAGGUUACAUCCUUAAUGCAUACUUAACAUCAGUCGUUCCAGUACUAAAUCUCUAAGAGCAGUGUCUUUCACUUGAUUAUGUUAAGCACAGCAGUACUUAAGUCUAAGAAGUGUUGUUUUUGGUGAACUCAAUUUUUUCCUUUUUCUUCCAUUUUUUUUUUCACUCAGUUUUGAUCCUCCAGGUGUCAUGUCUGCUGGACUGACUUGUGAUUUUGCAGUCACUUUUAAGCCCAUGGUGAGUUGAUUUUUUGAAAACAAAAUGAUAAAAUUUUUCAAUCUAACUAAACUACAGGCCCCAGUUGUUCUAAAGUUGGAUAGCACCAUCCACCGGAUAAAUCUCUAUCCUACGGAUAAGUGUUUGGGAAACCAAAUGUGCUAUCCAGUGAAUUGUGAUUUAUAUGGUGGAUAGCGCUAUCCAACUUUUAGACAACUGGGGCGAGGUCAUUUCUUGUGUAUGGCAUAUCAUAUUGCUUGCCAGCACAUUCCAGUUUCCUAUUAAUGUAUCCCAUUUUUUGUUCCUUUACUUGUCAUCUUUAUGGUAACCCUGGUUAUUGACUCUUUCCGUUCUGUUUGGGGAAUAAGUGUCUUUGAUGCAUUCUAAUCCAAACCUUUGCUCCCUAAAUUUCAUGCACAGUUCAUCAGAAAAGAUAGCAGGCUUACUCCCAGCAUCUUGCACAGGGUGCUUUUUUGGACUGAAAGCCUUUCAAAGAGUGUGAAGACUUGCGAUGAGGGGUCUAUAUUUGCAAUCCCAAUAUUUUUUCCCCUUAAUUUCUAUUUCCACGAUUUUAGUGUGAAAAAUUACUUAAUUUUGUAUGCAAAACAAAAAAAAUCAGAGUCAGAAAGUAGUGCCUCCUUUCUUAAACAGAGUCGGGGUUUGAAGGCCUCGGCGGCACAGUUCUACCCAGACCUCCCUUGAGUGCCCCCCCCCCCGGGCCCUACUAUACCCCCCUUGUAGGAUGAUGCAGCUUGUAUCUCAAAAAAUCGUUUAUAUUGUUAUUUCUUUUUUCUUUUAAAUGUUCGCAUUGAUUGCAGUUGAAUGAAGAUUUGGAAGGUCACAUUGACUUCCUCGCACAAACAGGACCAUUUUCAGUUCCCAUUAGAUGUGUAACAAAGAAAUGCCAGGUAUUUAGUUGCCGUAAUCAUCAUCCUUUAACCACUCAGUUGUGAUUUUGUUGUGCUACAUCUUGAGGUUAUUCCCUUGUUUUGCACUGCGCAUCAACCACUGCGCAUAACAUUGCAGCCUAGGGAGAGGAGGGAGAGGUAUUAAAGGCCUCUUUUGUAGUCAAAAUGCCUAUGAUAACGAUUUUGAUAACUCUUCCCAGCUAAAAAGAUGCUCGUCUCGAAGGUCACCCGGGUCCCUUCAUGCAAAAUGAUCAUUUGAAGCCGAAAUUGUCCCCUUGGUUUCUUUUUGCGAUGAAACGAGAAAGGAGACCCCCUUUUUUAUUGGUGUUUUUUACUCUUAUGAUUAUGGCUAUACGUAAAAAAUAUAUCUUAGGAAGAAAAACAUACAACUUCUUGAUGUGUAAUUCCAGAAAAUCUCCAUACUGAAGGGAUUGAAAAUCUUGUGCAAGGAAGGGUUCUCCCAGAUCAAACUGUUAAAAGGGUGACCGGUCGUUUCGCCUACGAGUCGUUUCGCUAACGUCUUAUCUGCUUCCGCUAAGAAGCGAAACGAGUGCUGCGCAUGUAUAUGCUUCGUUCUCUCAGGCAUGAUACAAAAAAGUGCGAUAUGCGUGUAUAUACCUCGUUCUUUCAGCCACCAAUCAGGCGAAAGCCGAGUUAGGGAACUGACCCAACACGUAUGCGAAACGACUUCACAAGUUGGCGAAGAGGACGUUGGUGAAACGAUUCGCAGGCGAAACGAGCGUAAACCGUUAAAAGAAAUUUAUGAAGCUGGAGAGGGCUGGGGGUCUUAAAAAAAUGGGUGUUGUAUUUAUAUAUUUCAAAACGCGUGCCUCUAUAAGAAGAACACCUUCAAUUCAUGGAGCGUUGGGGCCCGCCGUUCUUUCAUCAUUUUGCUUGACUCUCUGCACGGACAUCAAGUGAAUGAAUAUUUUAAACUCUUUCCAUUUCAGCUGAAAAAUUUAAACUGAAGUUUCUUGACAUUUUUGUUUUUCAUUCUUAUUGCCACAGAUUUCUGUGGAUGUCACUGAGGUAGAGUUUGGCAGUCAAGUUUUGGGAGAAACAAGAAGGCGAAUCAUCAAUGUUACGAACAACGGAGCAUUGGGAACAGAGUUAAUUUUUAAAAAAAUAACAGGUAUUCGCGGAUGUUUUAGAAAGAUGCAUGGUGUGACUUGUAGUGUGACAAAUUGUACUUUAUUGCGUGACAGAAUGUUCGUAUAAAACUGCGAUGUAUUCUUCAGCUACAGGAUGUUUGGGAUAGUAUUUUUGGUAUGACCACUUGUAAAAUUUUUUCUGUGUUCGUGGAUACACUAACGGCAUCUUAUUUCUUGAAAACCAAGGCGGAAAGUUGGGAAUUCAAUAAAACCAUUUUUGCUAUGUUACAGUUAAGUAUUCAAAUAUAAGCUCUGUGUAAGUGGAUGAAAAGCAAGUGUAGUUCUAAAGGAAAGAAGUCGUUGGCAUAAUGUGACUUUCCCGUUUUUUUUGUAGGUUUGGCAAGGUCAGCUUCAACUUCGGAACUAAGUUCCAUUGGUGGAAUGGUAAUAAUUGCGUAGUACGUUAUUGACCAAUGUUUGGCCAAUAUGGCUGGAUAUUGGCCAAGUUCUUUUUGCGUAAUUAUGAACGGAGGUGAAGUCGAAGUCAAUAAGUGCUGAAAUCAGGACAGUUGAUAGCCAAUCAGCUUUGAGAAUUUUGUCAUAGUUAUGAUUAACACACAAAAAGGAAUGAGGCCUAUAUACAGCCAUCUUGACCGAACAACCUUGGUCAAAAAAGUAUCUAUUAUAUGGCUAAAAAGUGAACUUUUUCCUUGCGGGACCAACGCGGGAAAUCCCGAGCUUGCAAGGUGGUCUCAUCUCGCCUGCUCGGGUAGCCAAUCAGAUUCUGCAUAUAGGCUGAUUUAGCAACAGAACUGGAACGUCAGUUGACAACGGCGCGCGCAAAUCAAUUAACUUGCUUGACCAAUGGCAGAGCGGCAAAUUGGGCACAGGAAGUCGUGUUUAGUCCUUUCCGCGCGCUUUCCCGUCGUCAAAUGACGUUCCCGUCCUGUUGCUAAAUCAGCCUACUUUGUCAAAUGUAGGCGAACCCUCCUAGAAUUGAAUUCCUAGGGACCAUAUCCAAGUUCAAAAGGAGAAAUAAAAUUUCGUCGUUGCUUGUUUAUGUCUUCCAUAAAACGCGAAAUUAGGCAUUUUCACGUCGUAGUCUUGCAAAAACGGGCAAAGAAAUGUACAAAAAAGCGUGGUGCACGUGCGAAGUUGCUGUUUUGCUUGUGAAAGCAAUGUUUUUUUUUGCGUUCUCGUUGCCGUCUGCGUCGUUGGAUCUUAAAGUCCCUAAUGACGCUGAUUCACGCGCGUGCGCUUCUUAGUACUGAGAAAAUCUCUUACUCGUUGUCGUGCUCGUCUUAAAAUCUAAAGGUCUCGAUUAAACUGAAGUAAUUGUAAAUGGUUUGAAGACAAGAGUUUCAGUUUGUUUAUACAAAUACUAAUGCUUUGCUUGUAACUUUUCUCCCAGACUGUUACUGAUGGUGGACAGCCAGAGUAUAACCAAACAAAUGGUGAACUACAGAAUGUGGAGGGAAUGGCGGCGGAGGAUGUUAAAGAAGCGCAAGGUGGCGGUACGACGGAAGCAACUGGACAUGUGGAACAAGAAGGUUCUACAAAAAGUCUGUUUUUGGCUCCUACUUACGUGAAUAUAUUGUGUGUUUUCACAUGACGUCACGGUGGCCAUAUUUGUAUCCCAAAACAAUGAAACGGCGGCCAUGUUUGUGUCCCAAACCAGUCCUGUGGGGGUCGAACUCUUUUCUUAUGUAAACGCUUUCUUUUGUUCCAAUAAAUUUGCAUAGAUGCUGGCCACGUGAGUGAAAGCACAGAAUUGACACAAAAUUUGCAUUUUUCCACCUUUUCAGUGCCCAGUGAAAAAACAAAAACAUCCAAAUAGUACCGUAAAAUUCCGAAAAUAAGCCCCUCCAAAUAUAAGCCCCUCAAACUCAUAACGCAAAAAACCUUCCGUUAAAUCGCCCCUCCAAAUAUAAGCCCCCGGGGGGCUUGUACUUGGAAAUUUCCCUCAAAUACAAAGGUAAAACAAUGCAAAAAUGGUAAAUUUCCUUCCAACUAUAAGGCUAGCCCAAUCGCUUUUGAAACGAAAAUUUCCGUCCAUAGAUAAGCGCCUCCAAAUAUAAGCCCCUCCAAAAAUAAGCUCCUCGAAAAGGGCCUUUGAAAAAUAUAAGCCCCGGGGCUUAUUUUCGGAAUUUUACGGUAUCUCACAAAUGCAGUGGACCACUACGCUCUUUUCACCCACUCACUAACAUAUUGAAAGGUUUGAUAAACUUGCCUCGUUUCAUUUUGUAGUCAAAACAAAAUGAACAUUUACAAGGGGUUUUGUCAAGUUUUGGUGUUGCCCUCUGACAUAAAAUUAGCGUAGUCUAAAAGUAAUCAAGUUUUAGUACACUGAUAGAUUGAUCUUCGGCAUUCGUUCUAGUGUUUUUCUAAAUUUGUUCAUUCCCCACUCCACAGAAGGCGAAAGUCCAGAAAAGGGCCUAGAUCCCCAAACCGGGAGUGCAGUUAAGUUUGAGGAAGGAAUGGGCACUACUGAGGGUGAUGCUUCAGCAGCACCAGAGGGAACUGGGGACGAACAAGAAGGUUUGUAGACAAUUUCCGAUGUUUUUUCUUGGUAAUAUUCCACGCUGUGUUUGCCAGCAGUGUGAUAUAAAGUAACAGUAACAUCUUUUUCAGUGGUACGCUUAUUUCUAAGCCGAAGCAGUAUUUUACAGUUAUUGAGUUUUCGUUGACAUUCAUGAUAAUGAAUCCCACCUCUGUUUGCGUUUUGUAUCAAAGUAUGGUUUGAUUAUAUUUCAGGAGAGCUUGUUCCUGCUGUAUCUGCCUCAUCACCAGUCCCAACCGAAGUGUCCAUAUUAGAAGGGCUAAGGGUUGGAAAGGUCAGUAACAACUGUGACUUCUGCUAACCGCCGCACCAUUCUUGGUUAAUAGAUGGUAGUUGAUAAAUUAAAAGUCAUCAUAAUGUAUAUCCGACGUCUCUGGUUUUUCCGACUUGAAUAAUGACCUGUUCGGACAUACGUCUUUUCUAAAAAGAAAAAUUAUUUGUAGACCUGUUUACGUACAGAUUGUCAUUGUCGAGUGUCCAGCUUUCUAUACUAAUCCUAGCAGUGUGCGAAACGCGUGCCAGAUAAUUAGAGUAGUGUAGGAGGUGCUCGUAAGGUCUCUUCUAAUUGGUCGCAGGAAACAAUGACAUGUCAUUCAUUCAAUUGUUUUAGUAUUGUUUAGGGUCAGGGUUAGACACCAUUGGUGACUUCUCUUCCGAGCACCUGCUACAUGACCCGAUAACUAUGAACCUGGUAAAUGGCCCAUCUAGCUAUGAAUCUCUGCGCAAAUCAGGUUGUUUAUAGUGACAAACCGGUGAAUGGGAUGCCAUGAGUUUGGACUCAAUCGUUCUUUGUCCCAUCACUUAUUGAUAAUUUCUUUAUUAAAGAUGAUUAAUUUUCUAUUUACUUUCUUAUUUCCUUUAUGUUUUAUCAUCAGCUCACCUCUGGUGAAAUUGCACCAUUUUCAAUAGUCCAGCUGGAGGUGGUAUUUAACCCUCUCAAGUCAGGAAAUGCAGUCGCGGAAUUUGAGAUUUCCUUCUCUGACCCUCUGUCGCCACCUGUAAGUACAAAACACGAAGACAAGUUAUGGAGCAGUCUCCAAAAACCUUGCUUUAAAGGACUAUGUUACAAAGAUGUUACUGUUUGACGUUAAUUCUGUGCUAAAGUCAUUACUUACUAAUUAGUGCGUUUGACCAUACACAAAAUGCUCUUGUAGAGUGAAGAAGAAUAUAUUAAACAAAUUUCGUCACGGAAAAAUAAUCCUAAUAAUAUUUUUUUCGGUGAUUUUUGCAGGCGUAGCAUUGAAACUUGAAAAAGUUGGCCCAACGAAGAAUCCAUGUUUUGAUCUUUUCAUCCAUUGGCUGCUAAAUCAAAUAACACUUACCGAAACCAUUUUUCAAGGUCAUACGAAAAUCGAUCUAUCGAUCUCAUAGACCUUUACAAAACCAGCACACUCACAUGCUUCUGUGAUAGAGAUUCUUCUCAGUAGCCGAGGAAUGAUUACUGUUUAAAGUGGAUCGAUGAUUUUGUCAUGUGUUUGCUCUGAAUCUAACCAAUUUUCUAACGCAGCAGCAGUUUCCCAAGGAUCUUAGAAUGCCCAACACUCGAAUUUAAGGCACAAACCUCACUGAUUGAGUUAAUUUUUUUCUGGUUCUCCGACAGAUAAUGAUUCGUGCUAGAGGUACAGGGAUUGAUGUGCCUGUCUGGGUGCAACGAGAGGUACCUUAUUCAGUCUUUAUAUCGUUUUGUUAUUUGUUUCCCGACAUAAACAGUUUGAUAUGUUCUCUACCAGAGCAAAACUUGACACUUUUGCCAUGGUGAUGUGUCCUUUAAUCGUCAAGAGAUUUAAGGUGGCUCGAUACAGUUUGUCAGGGUCAAUACCUCCCAAGUUUGAGCGUAAACUACGACGCCAUAAACAAAGAUUUGGCAAAAUUAACACCACAGUUGUAUUAGAUAAAGAUGAAAACUUGUUAUGAUCAGGGUUACAAUGAGAUCGGAGUUGUCAUAGCAACGAAAUGACGCCAUUACCUAUUUUACUUGCAGCAGUAUUUCUCAGCACUGGGAACUGUUCUUCCAAAAUCGUUUACUGGAGCUUUUACCUACGAUAGCUGCCUCGAUGUUCGUGAAGUUUAAGCGAAAUCUGUAAGAGCGUUAUCGAGAUAUUCUGGGAUGAAGUUUUUCUGGUUAGAAAUACUGUAAAAAAUUGACAAUCUUGAUGUUGGACUGUUAUCUGUACUAAACGAAGCGCUUUUGACAUGCAAUUUCACCUCAUAGUAGUUUCAAUCUUUUUAAAAACGUGUGUGAAAGAUCAUGGAGAUACCUUCAGCGGAUUGCUAGAAAGAAGGAUUUGAUUAGUACGUAUAGGGGCGCUCUUGUUAGCCGUAAUGUAAACAUUUCAGUCUACUUUAACAAAUUAGCGAAUAAUUUUUAAACCGCUCGAUAAAUUUUCUAAAAAAUUUACAAGUGUUGAGAUAAACCGUCCUUUUAUUUGACCUCUUAGUUUCAAGAUUAUUGAUAUAUUGUAAGGUAGUAAAAUAACGGCUACAAUUCGCUAAUAUUUUGUCAGAAGUUUUGUCUUUACAAGUGAGAGCCUCUUAUUAUUCAGGGGUAUUGUCUCAAAGUUUCAUUUUCACGUGAACAGCAGUAACUAACAAUGCAUUUGACAUAUGCAAAACUGCUAGCUAUUGUUGUGCACGAAAAUAUGAAACUUGGAGACAAUAGCCCUGAAUAAUGAGAGGCUUUCACUUGUAAACACAAAAUUUCUGACAAAAUGUUAGCGAAUUCAAGCCCUUAUUUUACUGCCUUACAAUAUAUCAAUAAUCUUGAAACUAAGAGGUCAUAUAAAAGGAGGGUUAAUCUCAAGACUUGUAAAUUUUCUAAAAAAUUUAUCGAGCGGUUUAAAAAUUAUUCGCUAAUUUGUUAAAGUAGACUGAAAUGUUUACAUUACCGCUAACAAGAGCGCCCCUAUACGUACUAAUCAAAUCCUCCUUUCUAGCAAUCGGCUGGAGGUAUCUCCAUGAUCUUUCACACACGUUUUAAAAAGAUUGAAACUACUAUGAGGUGAAAUUGCAUGUCAUUAAAGGAAUUUGGUUUUUAAAUUUUUCAAAACGGGACAUUCCAUAAUACGCAAACUGCACCAUUUAUACGAGCAUUUCAGCGGCGUCUUAGCUUAGUCGCGUCUUAUUUAAGACACGAAGACAUUUUUUGUGCUAUUCAUACAGGAAGUUCGCGUCUUAUUUAAGACGCGACUCACUGCUACUUGUUUUUAGCAUUUUACAACAUGGAAUUUGGGAUUUAACUCGAAUUUUUUUUUGACAAUUAUUGAAAUUGAGAAGGCUUAACAGUAGACGCUUUGUUUGGUCAAAAGGUUGUGGAUUUGAAGAUGUGUAUGUAUGACAGACUCUAUCAAGAUGCAAUUCUCGUCAACAACAGGUAAUUUCAGCUGUCGUUUAUUUAAUGAAACAAGGCAUUGAGCUUUACAAAUUAACGGUUUUAUGUAUCUCCACAGAGCCACGUCAGCUCUUAGGUUGAAGUUUGAAGUUUGUAAAGAACUCAGAAGUCAUCUGGAGCUUCUCCCGAAAACAGCCUACAUCCAGGCUGAGUCACAGUUUUCUGCUCAGCUCAAGUUUCUUCCCAGGUGAAAACUAUUUUUCUGUCAGUAGAAUUGAGGGUAGAAUGGUUUUCAAUAUAUGCGUGUCGACUGUUGUAACAUGUGUCGAAAGACCGAUCACAUAAGUUAUGGAAAAGCCGAUAAACCAAUCAGAUCUCGAAGCUGAUGCAUGCAACCGGUGAAAAGCGCGGGUAAACGAGUGCGAGCACGUGACGAUUGGUUUCGAUUUGACUUCUGAUUGGUUAAAUGUCAAAAUGGCGUAGGUAUUCAGCCAAUGAAAUCGUGUAAUAAUGCAAGUACCACGAAUUGCCAUCAAACUACCCUCUAAAAGCGCUAACAUCGCUGAAUAAAAAUGGUUUAAAUUAAAGAAAAUACUUCAAUUCUUCCCUUUUUCUUUUCUUGUUUGGACAAAUGUUUUGUCGCUGUCACCGCCAGAAUCAUUAAGGUAGAUAUACCUUUUUGAGGUUUUAAACAAAAUCCUAUGGUUUGACCAUUCAAAUAUAUCCUCCAUAGCGGUACUUUUGAAUGGUGCUAUUUGUUACUUAGAAUAGUAUUUCACAAAAUGAAAUUUGGGUCUUUCUCAGGAAUUUGCUUGAAAUACCGCGUCAAAUGUGUUGCCUAGCAAGCCAGUUGCUGUUUUCAGUGUCAUUAAACUUUUACCUAUCUCAAUUGAUCGUAGGCAAACCUUACCAGAUGACUGUCCUACAUACUUCGACCGUGAAACCAGGUUAUUGGAGGCGCCAAUGGUAAUAAGAGUAGCAGAUCAGGUAUCUUAUAUCUCUCCAUUUGUGGCUGCACUGAAAAUUAUUCAGAAGGCGUUUUCUUGUGGUUGUUGUUGUUGUUGUUUUGAAUAAACGGUCCACGUCUUUGUUAAGAUUGUUGAUGUUAAUUUGCGACUCUCGUUUCGAAUUGUCCAGUGAACUAGCUUUUUAUUAUUUGCACGAAGUCUCCUAGAUGCCUUUUAUUGUUCCAAUGUUAUAGCCGAGAUGUAUUCUUAUAGAUCUCAUUUAGAUUUUAUGAUUACAAUUUUUUCCAUGUCUUUACGCUUCGGGGACAAGCUAAAUUCAAAACUGUAGGUGUGAAAAUGACGGGAAAUAAUGUUUACGAGGAACUUUCUGCCAUACACGUUUAUCGUUGGCAGAGUUUUUUAACCUUUUUGUUCGGGUGGUUUUUUUUUGCAGACUCGCCCAGUUCCCUUCAAAGUGAGAGCUGUAGUGACGUCAUCAGACAUAGAAUUCAACAUGCAAGAUAUUGAUUUUGGUUUCUGUACAGUUUAUGAAUCUGUGCGUCGAACGGUCACCAUAACAAACAAGUCGGUACUUCCACAACCUUUUGGCUUCUGUGGAGUACCCGAUGUAAGUGAAAUUACUUUCCAAGAAUGAGAUUGUUUCUUCCUACGUAAGGUAAUCGGCAUUCCGGAAUCCGGGUAAUUCUUUUCUUGACGUGAAAUUCCGGAAUCCAAGGUUUUGGAAUCAAGAAUUCAGCUCAUGGAAUCCGGAAUCUAAAUUCCACUGACAAGGAAUCCUGAAUCCACAGCGUGGAAUCCAGAAUCCAAAGCUGAAGAGUUCAGAAAGUUGAUCACAAAUUACAGUCGGAUUAGGGUCCUUUUCAAUGACUGAAUGAAUGAACAUUUUUAAGAUAAUAUUUAUUCCAUGUGAACCGUGAGGUACAGUUAAACCUCCCUAUUACGAUCAGUUCUGUCGGUCUUAAAGAUGCCAAACCUAUAAUCAGGGUUCGUAGAGUCUUGAAUUCUUGAAAAAGUCUGAAAUUUGCCCAGCAAUUUUCGAGACCUGGAAAAAGACUGAAAGUGGAGAUUAAGUCUGGAAAAAUGGUAAAAAGUCUUGAUUUUUUUCAAAGCUACAACAAGUGCUUUAGAUAUAAGUGAAAGUCUUUUCGUUUUUGUCAAAUCUUAUUCAAUCUCACCCGUACGUAUCAUGAAAAAGGCUUUGUCCCUGCGAUUUUUUAGAAAAACGCAGGAAUGUAUUGAUCACUAGAUUUGAUAACCUUGAGGCUGGAAAAAGAAAUUAUUGUUUUGGAAAAAAGUCGGGGAAAAGUCUUGAACUUUGGUUAAAAAAAUUUGUACGAACCCUGUAUAAUUCUGAUCUGAUCUUAUUCCGUACUUGUUGUAGACGGUUGAUGUUCAGCCUAAUGAUGGAUUUGGUACAUUGUUACCACUGGAGAGUUUUGAUCUGGAUAUCAUGUUCAAUGCUAAAAAAGCCAAGGUGAGUACUGUAGCCGUUUCUUUCAGCUGGUCCUCAGGUUUAUAGUUAUUUAAAUAAGGGUGCAUUUUAAAGUUUACCCAAACCUGUGUUGUUGUUGUUUAUUCAGGAAUACGAGUUUGCACUACCCUGUGUUUUUGUAGUUGUUUACUCAAGGAUACGAACUUGACCUGUGUUGUUGUUGUGUAUUUAAAAAUACGAGUUUGAUCUAACCUGUUUUGUUGCUGUUGUCUUGUUUGUUGUUAUGCAGGAAUACGAGUUUGACCUAACUUGUAAAACAGGAAUCGGUCGUGAGUUCAAGAUUCAUUGUCGAGCCGUUGGCGUUCUUCCCCCGCUGGAGCUGUCCCACUCUGUGAUAAAAAUGAAAGCCACCGCCGUUAGUGAUACGUGCUCUGCUCAUAUUGAAGUCAUCAAUUCACACACCAGCGCCAAUGAAUUCACUCAUCCUGUGCCAAGAAUUGGCUCAGGGCCCAUUGUUGAGGUGGGCCCAACGUCGUUUGAAUUUGUGGUCCCUGCCGGUGCACCGCUGACCGUGUCUCCAGCUGUUGGCACUGUCAAUCCUGGAGAGGUAAGAUGCUCGAAAUUUUCGCGCGAAAAAAUCCAAAAACACCGAAGAUAAUCUCGAAUUUCCAAAGGUGUAUGUUAACUGGAUGUCAGCGGAUUAACUCGGUACUUUGUUUCAGCGGUGUUUGGUUCACGUGACUUUCACCCCUCGGAUGGAUCCAAAUAUGGUGCGGUUGGAGGGCGUACGCAUGAUGGAGCGGGAAGCUGAGGCUGAGAGAAAGAGACUGGAGCAGGCCUCGCCCCAAGACAAACCACAGGAACAACCCGCUGGACAGGUGAGUCUGCAGUCAUGCCUUUUCUUUUUCAGCGGUCGCAUAUAGCAAACAUGCAUAGCUCCCCAAAAAGUGUGCAAAGGAGGUCAAUCUCGUUGUCAUAGUACUUGAUGUUUAAGGGACGAAUUGAAUGGAGCUACUUAGAAAAUUGAUCUGACUUUAGUUAGUGACUGUGCAAUUGCAAUUCAGUGAUGACCUUGUACCUAUAGCCGGCUUUAUUUAUUUCUUUUUCAAAGAACGAUCUUUAAAGUUUUUGAGUAGUGGUCUCGUGGUGUUGUUUUUCCUUCUUCCAUGAUCUGUGUCCUUAAGAGCACAUGACUGUAAAUAUCGAGAAUCGCUGGCCAAGCUAAAAAAAACGAAAAUUCUGAUAAUUUGUCAGAAAAACCCCUUUGGGGAACUAUCUUCGAAAAAAAUAUUUUCAACUUUCAAGAAUCUAUAGUUUUCGAGAAAAUGAGGAAAAACGAAAAUAGCGGUUUUUGCCUAAUUAAUUAUGCAAAAAUUAGAGUAAAAUUGACCUACUUCAUCGCGUCUGUACCGAGGCAAGAUUCAAAGCUAUAAAACAGAAAUAUUUUUGUGUAAAAUAAUUCUAUCUGUUCUUUCUAUCCAUGGUAUGUUUUAAGCCAUAAACAUGAUUUUGAAUUUUUUAUGGUUUUUUAAAAACUACCAUCAAUGGCACUUUUUAAAACGGCUAAAAAAUGAACAACUUCAGAGGCGAAAAACUUACCCUGGUAUGUGUGAUACCUAGCCAAAAUGUAUACUAGGACAAAGUUCAGCUCUUAUAUUAACAGAAUAUGAAAUAACAAAUCUGGGUACUCCGGAUUCGCCUUCACAAAACAAAAAGUUUCGUGACCACCAGUGGAAAAAUGUCACAAAUUUGCAUAAGUCAAAUUUGUAGAGAAAUGUUGCGGCAGCCGGGUUUUGUUUCAAUUCAGGGUCAGUAUGUAAUGUUCGGAAACAUCACGAAGUAAGAAAACGUUUUUUGAUAACGUUUGUGUUAAAAUAUCAGAGUAAUUAACCGUUCGCAAAAAAAUAAUAAUAAAAAACGACCUCGAAGAAGCGUUAUAUAAAAGCGCCGAAUUAUUAUGUAAACUAUAUCCCAUGUCUCUCGUUUCGUUUCCUAACUUCCUUGUAUUAUUAGCAUCCAUCUGUAUCAUCGUAAAUUCGACUCCGGUAUAUCUAAAAUAGGUAGGUACAUUUUCCUUGAAAUUUUAUUUUGAAGGAGGUUUUUUGCGAACGGGAUACACUGCGUGAGAGUAAGCCAUAAACAAACAGUUGGAGUAACAAUGUCACACAACGACGUCUCGAGCAGCUCCGCCUUCUUUUACUGAUUUUUUUCUCCUUAUGAAAUUUUAUGGAAACUUUGUUUUGAACAGACAAUGCGUUGUUCGCAACAUCAUUUGUUUCUCAGUAGUUUAUUUUAUUUUCAGAAAGAAGGGAUACUAACUUUGCAUGAGAGAAGCCGGGGUCCGGGCCUGUCAGUCACGCACUAAAAGAUAGCAUUUUCUUGUCAGAGAUGUUGAAAUCUGAUUUUUUUACUACGUAUUACAAACAACAAACCGUCCCCUGGUUAAUUUCUCUACUUUUUCACAAAUAGAGGUAUAAUUAGGCAGCUACCAAAGGCCCUAGGAAACAGCUAAGUAAUCGUAGUUCAUACGGUCCAGCGGUUUCUCUCCUCCGAAACGAAUCCGAAACACCUUUCCCGCAAAACUGCCCCUUUUAGGUCAUCUCGAGUUGUACCACCUGCCAAGGGGCGUUUUCCUUCAAAUACAAAAUGAUAUUUGUUGAUUUCAAAAAAUAAUCUAGCAGCGCCUUGGUGUGUAAAUCUAUACGCCAAACCCAUGAACAAAACAAGUUCCAACCGACGCCGCCGAAGAACUGGAAAAGGAGACCAGCGGUACAGUCGAACCUCCCGAAAGCGACCACCCAAAAUGCGCAGACUUAGUGGUCGCUAACGGGGGGUGGUCUCUUACGAGAAUCGGACCACAGGAGGUUUCUUUGAGAAGAAAAGUGGACACAUCUACUUUAAGGAAGAUAAUUUAUUGCAUGCAAUUUCCAAGUUACGAUAUGCGCAGUUUCAUGUUGUUGUUGUUCCUACCACAAGAGAUCAGAAAACUCGUCAGGUGGUCGCUUACAAGAAGUUAAAAACAAUGCAAAAUCAUUGAUCAGUCAGCCCCAAUUAGUGGUCGCAGGCGCUUACAGGAGAGAUUCCAACUGUAAGACUUAACUGGGUGGGUUUUGGUGUGUUUUGGAUAGGUGGUCGCACAUGGACCACCUUUCACGACGAUGCGACUAGGAUUUGUCCAUGGAAGAUAAGACUCCUUGUUCACCGCUUUUGAGCUACUCUAACCAACUCCCACCCAUGUCGAGUGCUUGCAAAACGUAGCAUCAUCUUGAAAAAAGAAGUAUCAGAAAGGUCAUCUAUGACGCCCCUGGCCUAUCGCAGUAUCCGGGAACGAACUUAUAUCGACGUAAGCACCAUUUACUAACCAGGCAGUAAUUAAGGCGACGCAGAGUAAAAGCGUAACUUGAGUACGUUUUUCAGUUUACAGCAGACCCAAGUUUUGUUUAAAGAAAUACCUGCCUUUUGCUCAGGAGUAUUAACGUCAGUACCGGCAAUGUCCCAGCUCGUGCCUUCAUACCGGAACGUCCGAUCGAAUCACUGUUUAGUUGAUAGCUACCCUUCUCUUCCUCUUCCCGACGUAUCUAGGAAGAUCGAAGGGCCUCUGCUCGCAGGGUAGUUGAUAGCGACCAAGGAGCUAAAUAACAUAGCGAGGUAAGUAAGUGGCAUCGGCGGUUUUUUUACGCCUAACCGUUUCCCAAAGUAAAGAAGGAAAGAACUUCAGACAAAGGGAAAGAAGAGUUAUGCGAUAAAACUGCUCUUAAAUUGAUGUUUAGCUAUGGCAUAUGCGAGGGGGUGGGGGCUUUUUAAUUGCUGGAUAACAUGUGCCGUUACCAAAAAAAUUACGGAAAAACAUUUUUUCCUUGGUUUGAAAUUUUGACCACGAAAAUUUUAGCUCCAGCCAUUUGUGAUACCAGGCAAAAAAAUCCAAUAUUUAGAUAUUUCCCUCUUAGCAGCAGGCCCUUUAAUUAAAGUGUCCUUAAGUUUGGACGGUAUCUAAUAUUAUAUAUCCGCAGGAACGAAACAUGACAACAGCUGGUUACAGAUUGUCAAUGUGUGAGGCUGAGGUUCUGGGUUCCCUGUGACAGUUCUUGUCGAGAAGACCCCAAAUCAGUAUAUUUGCUGUUUUAGGUUGAUUCUGUGCUAUAACUUACUGCCUUUAGCCAGUCAAUAGUCAGAGAAUAGAAGGUGAAUAGAAAAAUUGGAAGUAGAUUUUUUUACCCCAAAUGUUGCUUUUUUGUGUGUGUAACUCUCUCAAGAUACAUGAAGAUAGGUGAAAAUUUGCUAAAAGAGGUACCAGUGGAAAAAUCUAUCCUUGUUGAUUUUUGAUAAGUUUAUCACCUUGGCGAAUAAAUGGAAAGCUAAAUGGGUUCAUGAAGGAUAUUCAUGGUUCCCAAAAAAAAAAAACACCCAUAAGGCCCCACUGUCGGCAGUACUCCGUCCAUCUGAUUUACUUUUUCUAUUGAGAGAACAAUUGCAAGGAUCCGUGAGGGUCCAUUCAAUGAAGGUUUCAACUAAUCAAUGGCACAAUUACGGGUCAGUCCACUUGGCGAUCUUUGACCAUCUUUGGCUGUUCGAAAUCGUGUCUGGGCUUAAUUAAUAGUGCUGAACGCACGAACAGUGAAGAGGCAGAAAGAGGAGGUGGAAGAGUUUCAGAAAAGAGAGAAAAGGGGACGAUGAUUACUUUAAUCUUGUCUUUACUUACGUUAUUUUUAAUAUGCGAGACGUGGCAAUUUUACCAAAAUAUAACUUUGAAAAACUACCAAGAAAAUUAACUAUUUUGGAUUUUUAUUGAUUGAAAACUUAUAGAGUCUGAUGUAAGUUAUUAAUGGCAAAUCGGCUAAAAUGCAUUGACGAAUAAUCUAUAUCGGUACCAUAAAAGCAUGUGCCCACUCCAAGAAAGAUGUAUGACCGCGAAAUUCAUUCAGGUGAAUAAAGUAAAGUUAAGUCAUCUGACAUGAAUAAUAUUUCUUUACACACUUCAAAACCUCUCAUUUUUUUGAUCGAGUUUGACAACUGUCACGCAAUUGCAGAAUACAGCACUACAACACCCAACAACAAUUGCUGAGCAACCUUAAUUUUAUAAUGUACAAUUAAGAAGAGCUAACAUACAAAUUACAAAACAUUUAACGUUAGCUAUUCUCCUGGUUUUGCUAUUUCAAACCUCAAAUGUUGCGUGAUGCUAACAGUAUUGAAACCCGUCCUUGUGUACGAUAGGAAUAUGCAGAUGCAUUUAUAUGCAAAUUUGCCACAUUGUGUCACCAACCUUCACAGCAAUUUCUUAUCAGGGAUAUCAAUUUUUCAGAUCCUUUACUUAAUUUUAGCUUCAUUAAAAGGGCUUUCAUCCUUUCUCCUACGUUUCGAAUAUACCACGUACCGAAACUACAAAGAAAAAUCGGGCGCAUCAUUUCUCUACAAAUUUGAUUUAUGCAAAUUUGUGACAUGUUGCCACUGGUGGUCACGAAACUUUUUAUUUUGUAAAGGCGAAUCCGGAGUACCCAGAUUUUUUAUUUCAUAUUCUGUUAAUGUAAGAGCUGAACUUUGUCCUAGAAUACAUUUUGACUAGGUAUCACACAUACCAAGGUGGGUUUUUCGCCUCUGAAGUUGCUCAUUUUUUAGCCAUUUUAAAAAGUGCGCUUGGUGGUAGUUUUUAAAAAACCGAAAAAAAUUCAAAAUCAUGUUUAUGGCUUAAAACAUACCAAAGAUAGAAAGAAAAGAUAGAAUUCUUUUAAACAAAAAAUAUUUCUGUUUUAUAGCUUUGAAUCUUGCCUCGGUACAGACGCGAUAAAGUAGGUCAUUUUUACUCUAAUUUUUGCAUAAUUAAUUAGGUAAAAACCGCUAUUUUCGUUUUUCCUCAUUUUCUCGAAAACUAUAGAUUCUUGAAAGUUGAAAAUAUUUUUUUCGAAGAUAGUUUCCGAAAGGGGUUUUUCUGACAAAUUAUCAGAAUUUUCGAUUUUUUUAGCCUGGCCAGCGAUUCUCGAUAUUUACGGUCAUGGGCUCUUAAGUCGCGUCCUGAAGUUCUCCUUUCUUAGUGUCGGGUAACGAAGACUUACCUCUUGUUAUUAAAAGUACCUAUUUCUUAGUUUCUGAUUAGAUCACGUUUCAAUGCUUUAAACAGAAAAAGAAGGGCGGUAAAGCUGUUCCCGCGGGUAAGAGCGCCAAGACAUCACCAAAGCGAGGCAGUACACCGAGUGUGCCAAACCUGGCCACUAGUUCCAAGACCCCCGUCAAAACCUUCACCAUUGAUGACGUCAUCGAUGGGUGAGUUUACGAUGUUACGAAAAUAUUACAAUCCUUUGUGUAUUUUUGGUUUGUUUUGUCUAUGAUAAGUGGAAGGAUAAGCUCUUGGCCUUUCAAUGGUCACUUCAACAAUGAUCACGACGUAUCGACUCUUGCUACUGGUUUUCAUAACGUGAUGUCGUCGACUGGCUUUUAUUUACGAUUUUGUUUGUGAAAAAAUUGUACACCUUUAAUACAGCUACUUACAAGGCGACAAGUUUUGCUCUUACAAGUAGAUCACAAUGUUUCAUUCCUUUCUGGCGCAAGGAAGAAGUUAUCCUUCCCCCCGUGUCGAUAAUCGAAUUCCGAAAUUUGCAGUUUUACAUGCGUAGAAGGCCCAAAAAGUGCCAGUUUAUUAUUUCUGAAUUAUGUAGAGUAUAUAUAGAUGUAAAUGUUGGUCCUGCUUCUGCUGUUUUUGUAGCUGCUGAGUUGUAAUUCCACGUGAAAUCUUUGUUGUAGGUCAAAUGAAUACGAAUCUGCACACUUGGCUUUGCUGAGAACUUACCAGAAUACAUUUUCUCGUUUUGUGAUUCCUUGCUUCGUAGCACCGGGGCGGUGUACUGAACCAAAUAGCCUUUCUUGCAGGUAAGUUUACACAUGGUACGCCAAAAAAUGCACGAUUUCCCGCUGUAGAAAGAGUUACUAGAAAGCUCAAGUAACAUUAGAGACCUUUAGAUUCAAGGACGAGGACGACGUCGAGUACGAGAUUUGACUUUCGCGUAUUCUCAAAAUAUAGACUUCCCAGAAAGCUUCAUUUCACUAUUUUUCACGCGAAAAGUUAGCACUGUUACCUUUAGUGAAGGAGGUUGCACCCUCUCCUGAUGGCAAAAUGAUAAAACUACUAACUUUUAAUAACUUGUUUCCGCCACUUCGACAUUCUCGCUAAAACUCGUAGUAGAGUGACGACGGCUACCACAUUUCCUGCCAAAAUGAUGCUGGCUCACGCGCGAGCGCUACUUAGUAUUGAGAAAAUCUCGUACUCGUAGUCGAACUCGUCUUAGAAUCUAAAGCUCUCUAACGACUACAACCACGUCACUUAAAACUCAAGUGAAUUCGCGCUGCUUCAAACUCUAUCGCGUUUAUUCCAUCUCGUUCAAUUCGACUGGGCAAAUGUUGGUGAAUUUUUCUGGAGUUUCAUUCUGAAGGACCUUAUUGAAGUUCAGGAGAAAAAAAAGAAAGUCGUUAUCUUGUAUUCACGUCUUCCACCAUAAGUGAAAUUAGGUAUUUUCCCGUCGUACUGCCGGAGUCGUGCGACGAUGGCAAAGAAAUGUACAAAAAAGCGUGAUGCACGUGAAAAUUUGUUGUUUUACUAAUCUGCACCUAAUGCUUUUUUGUCAUUCUCCUUGCCGUCGCUGUCGUCAUUGCUUACGCUGACGCGUUUCACUGUUAUAUGAAAGCCGUGGACCUGUAUCCGAGAUUUUAACCUAUCCUGGCACUGUCGGUCAGUGUGCUGCCUUCUGUGCGGAAGGCUUUGACUUCGAUUCCCAGUUGUGACGUCAAAUCCUUGUUUCGAGUUCUUUCCAUUCCGUGUAGCUUUAAUUAGCUCUAAAUACGGGUAACACGGAGCACUGAUGGACAAGGGGGAGUAAAAAUGAGCGCACCGUCGGCCAGACGUUUGUCAGUCUAAAGGAACGUUAAAACGGACAACGGAAACGUGCAACUUGUUUUGCAACAUUGCUGCAAAAUGAGUCGAAUAGCGAUGUUGCGCGUUUUAUCACCCACGUUCAAACCUGUCUUGUAACAACAGAGAAUGAUAAUUUGUUGCAGGUUGCGAAAAGUUGUUGCACAAAGUAGAGAGCAGUUCUACUUUUGCAACAAAAUCUGUACAUGUUGCGCGUUUUACCCACCCAAGGAAAACUUGUCUUGCAGAAAGUGACGUAAAUCCUGUGUAUGGCGUGACUCCCGUGUAAAUUUAUCCAAUCAGAAGUUAGUAUUCACGCAAUUUGCAGCAACCAGGUUCGAACGUGGAUGGUAAAACGCGCAACAUCGCCUUUCAACACGUUCGGAGCCAUGUUACAAAACAAGUUGCGCGUUUUUGUCGCCCAUUUAAUUGUAGAUAUAGUACCGUUACGAGUUGCCGACAUAAAGUAAAGACCUUUACCUUUUUCCUUUUCCAGACUUAGCAAUUUUCAAUUAUUUCUCUUCUCCGCAGUGUACACAACACUCUUUAUCUGGAGGUACAUUGUCCAGCUGUCCGGCCUCAUUUGGUGGUGGUCUCAGAUUGUGGAAGACCCAUUUUAGACUACGCUAAUGUGUCCCUUGGUAAGAAGGACCUCACAAAGUUGUCAGUGCACAGAGAGCCCACUUAACAAAUAGACAACAAUCUUCCAUGGGCUAUACUCUUAUCGACAAGAGAAAUGAAGUUAAAAUGUACAAAACUCAAGUGAAACUUCAUUGCAAAGUUUUGAACAUUUUACCAGCGUUAUUCCUUUGGUCCAUAAGGGAACAGUCCAAGGACAAUUGUUGACGUCCCUUUCCGUCCAUCCCUCCGUUCCCAAUCUUGCAUAAGUUAUUCUUUUGAAAUGCUCCUUGGAGGACUGCACUUUCCCUACAACAUGUGAAAACAAUAACUUAUGCAAAAUUUGGGGGGUAAACAUAGUGUAUUAUGGGAGAUUCGAAAAUAGUCAGUUGUUCCUGAUUGUUCUCGACAGGUCAAUCAGAAGUGAAAUCUUUUACGAUACAAAAUAUUUCCGACGAACCUCUGAAGGUGAGCUGGCAUAUCUUUUAACCUCUGCUUCGCUUUACGGUCAUUUCGCCCCGGUUACUUAGCCCCCUAUUUUAGAACGAGGAAUUAAUAUUAUAUUUGAAGCUUGCUUGGUUUGGUUUAUGGCUUAAAGAACAUGAAAUAGUACAUUUGAAGCGCGCUUGUUUUGGUUUAUGGCUUAAAGAGCGAGGAAUAUUACAUUUGAAGCGCGCUUGGUUUGCUUUAUGGCUUAAAGAACGAGAAAUAUUACAUUUGAGGCGCGCUUGGUUUACUUUAUGGCUUAAAGAACGAGGAAUAUCACAUUUGAGGCGCGCUUGGUUAGCUUUAUGGCUUAAAGAACGAGGAAUAUCACAUUUGAAGCGCGCUUGGUUUGCUUUAUGGCUUAAAGAACGAGGAAUAUUACAUUUGAAGCGCGCUUGGUUUGCUUUAUGGCUUAAAGAACGAGGAAUACUUCAUUUGAAGCGCGCUUGGUUUGCUUUAUGGCUUAAAGAACGAGGAAUAUUACAUUUGAAGCGCGCUAAAUGACUCGAAAAUAGGGGUCUAAGUAACCGGGGCGAAAUGACCGUUUACCUCUGCUUCUGUUAACCAUUCGAGUCCCAAGAGUGAUCAAUCUGAAAUUUCUCCUCACAAUAUCAACACAUCAUCAAGAGAAAAGGUUAAAUUCUCUCAACUAAUUCUAAAGGAAAUGUAUAGAGAUCAAUCUGGAGAAUUUGUAUGUGGUUACUGGAGCUCAAGGCGGCUUACUACAUUUUUUUUCCAAUAACAGCGUGCGCGACGCGCGCUCCAGGCAAGCUACGCAAGAUCUCUCGCGCAUAGAAAAAUCGCGCGAGCGAGACAAGGAAAACCCCGAGAUCAACCUUCCGAAAAAAAUUUUCUAUUAUUCUAGGGUUUCUCAAGAAGUAACUUUGCAGCAAACUUUUUUAUACAUUUAGGUUAUUUAGUAAGCCACCUUAAAGGCUUAGUAAAAUCCAGGAUAAGCCAACUUUUGUCUUCCUUCUCGUCUUACAGCUGAGUUCAUCGUUACUAGACCCCCAUGGUCCGUUCCAGAUGCUUAACGCGUUAAGGGUCUUGGAACCACAAGCAACUCACAAUGUGGUUGUAUCGUUUGGUCCUAACGCACCUAAAGAGGUAGGAGAAUUGCUAAAUGUACACGUUUUCAUUAAGAACCGCUUUAAUAAAUGAUCUUGCAGUGAGUAUACUCUUUAUUCCAAAGUGGUGUCAAAUUUAGCUAUUUGUUAUCGUAAUAAUUGGCUUUCAAUGCCUCGUUUGAGUGUAAAAGUUUUUUUAAUUCUGCAGGUGCAAUCGAAGCAAAGACGACUAAUUCACUUGAACAAUAAGGAAUAAGGAAUAGUUUCUUUGUGUGGAUCAGUGCGGUCUUCAAAUAUCCUAACACUUAAUACAAAGACACUGAACAACACACACCCCACAACAGAAUUUAUCAACAAUAGACUCCGUAACACGAGAAAAUACAAACCCUUAAACCAUUUUCUUUUAUCGCCCAGUGGGUCCUGUAAAAACUCGACACAUUGCUAAUUGCUGCACAAAUACUUAAAGUGUUGCAUCAGUUGGUCAGUUAGAUAGCCGGUCUGCAAAUGUCGUCUUUAAAAGUAGAUUGUUCUAAUAAACUAGCCUGCGUAGCAGGCGCUCGUCUCCCUCUCGCGCGCCCGUUCUUUCAGUCUUGCGCCCACUACUUCCAAGCGCCUGCUACGCAAUCUACUAACAAACAAGAAGCUUAUUUUGAAGUAAACUCGUCCUUAUCCCUAUUGAACUUGAUAAACUAUAAAAGUAGUAAAUGCUUUUGUCUAUUUUCUUAGUUCCAUGAAGUUUUGGAGGUGCGGUGCCCCCGGAAUACUCUCUACAUCAGACUUAAAGGCAGGGGGGUACAGCCAGUCAUAUCUUUGUCUGUAGAGGAUGGUGUCCUGGAUUUAGGAGACGCUUUAGUUGGAGACACUAUUUCAUCCUCUUUCAAGGUAAAUAAAGAAAGUUCUAAGUGUCUGUUGUCCAGUUAACAGAAGACUUUUCCUGGCAACGUGUGACGGUGCGUUGUCUUGUAGGUAUUAGUUACGUUUCGAACAGAAGUUAUUCACAACAAAAUUUAAAAAUUAAAGAAUGUUGCCGUUGCUUUCAACUUUGUACAGUACAAAAAUUUUUGAGUUGAGCGCCUAGACGGAAAUACCCGCAAAAUCGGCUCAAACUAGUGAUAAGACUUUUGCCUUGUGUAAGGUCACCAAGGUUAAGCAACCAAAUGACUGAAAAAGGAGAUUUACCAGUCAGCACACUUUUAUUUUACUGUUGAAUCAUCUUCUUGUUUUCUUUUUGCAGAUUUCCAACACAUCAGAGCUGUCAAUCAAUUACUCACUCAAGCUUGACAGCUUGUCUCCAUUACGUCACAGUCGAGCACAAAUAUUACCCAGGUUCCUCCCGCCAUUCAACGAUAUGGCCGAAACGCAACAGCAUGUGCUAGGUGUGGACUGGAACUGAAUUGUGUUUCAUCUGGUUUCAAACAGUAGAUUGAUGAUAUUGAACCUGGUUUAUGUUUUCUUCCAUCAGGUCCGUCGAAUUACAACGGCAUGGCAGUGUUUGAUUGCGUACCUGCUAAAGGUGUGAUUGGCCCAGGUAAGCCAUUCCAAACUGUGUGCGGUAAAUCAACCGCAGCAUACUAACAUGAAGAAACAACAGCUAUUUUUAUCUUAUUUUAAAGUAAUUUGUCCCUGUACGGCCUAAACUAGCUGCUUUGGUCCAGAGAAGUUUUUUAAAGUAACAAUCGUAUGAAAACAAUCCGCGACAACAGAUCGUAGAUGCGGUUUAUUUAAUCAUGGUUAUUUGAGUACAGAGCUGUGGAACCACGGCAAAAGCGGCCUGUUUUUUGGUCAAAAUUAUUUAAAUGCUUUUGUUACCCUUGUAAGUUUCUUCGACAAAAAGUGAGUUCGAUAAAGAAGAAACAACCACAGACACUUUGUGACGAUUUUCUCUGUCACGUGGGAAGAUGAUCCUGUACCGAGGCAAAUUGCUUGCCACUGCCCACUCGAUCGUCUCUGUCAUCAAGUUGAACUGCCCACCCACUCAUUCCUUAGCCCAACAUUUUGCCCUUGAGUAGGAAGCUUAUUUUAACUUUAGCUUAGUGGGGAGGGGUAGGAGGGUGGAUUCCCAGAAUCUUGUACUGAUACCAAAUAUGAACAAAGUUUGUUGUAACCUGAAAUAUCAGAAAUUAUUUUUUGAGACGCUCAGUUUACUCUGUCUUAGUGAUAUCUGCAUCAAUAACGUUUGUACUUUUGUCAUUGCAGGGGAGUCAAAGGAGAUCACAAUAUCAUUUAACCCCGACCACGCCAGCGAGCUUUAUGCUGAUGAAGUUGCUGUUGAAAUUAACAGCGGGGUAAGUGGAAUAAUUUAAUGAUUGCUAAGAAUGGAGAAACUCUACAAAUUCUUGGGAACUGCAAGUUCUUGAAAGGAGAGUGAGAUAAAUCAGGAAUUUGAAAAAAAUGUUCUUGACUCCUGCAAGGUUUUAAUUUGAUCAACCGGCGCUAUGCGCUACGGGGCCAAUCGGAAGCAGGCCGGGAACAUUGAAUUAUUAAUGUCGCGGCAGUGUAGAAACACUGUGUGAAUUAACUGUGUAAGGGCGUAGCAGUCUUAAGAAGUAAAGUUUAAGAUAAAUUGUGUUUUAUUGUAAGCGCUGAGAAGCGAGAAACUUGCCCUUCGGGUCCCGGUAGUUAAAACGUUGGAUAGCGUUCUUCAACGGAUAAAUCACCAUCCAGCGGAUAAGUAUUAGGGCGACCAACUGUGUUAUCCACUGGAUAGAGAUUCAUCCAGACGAUAGUGUUAUCCAUCUUUUGAACAACUGGGGCCUGAAGUACAAGGGCUAGUCGGGAAAGUUAGAGAUAAACCAGGAAUGAGUUGAAUAUAUUGUUUUCAGUCGGCAGGCACAGAUAGGAAUUUAUGGCGAGAAGCUGUCCAUGCUAGUGCUAAGAUAAGAUGUCUUCUAAAUUUAAUAUGCUUCUGUUUUCCAUUCCAGGAUGAACCCUACUCAAUCAAGCUUCUUGGCCGCGCCUGGCAGAAUAUCGUGUACAUGAGGGGCUGGGACGAGUUGAUGCCGGGUGCUGAAUCUCUAAGAGCUGAGGUGGAAGAAGAUGAAGAAGAAGGUCUGUGUUCUAAUCGUGUAUUUAUCACCGUAGUCAAUAGUAUCACUAUUGUGGAAGCGUGUAUAGCCGAGCGGCUAACACCUCGAACUUCAGAUCUGGAGGUCCGGUGCUUUUAAAACCCUCGCCCGUCUACCGGGACGUUUCGUCACGUGAUUCACAGUAUAAAUGACGUGACAUUCUGUCCAACUCCAUCACUUGAUAAAGAUGCCGCGAUGGAAUCGAAAGCUUGCGUAGGCUAAUACGUGGGUACCAGAGAUUUUUUUUUCGCGUGCGGGGGGAUGGUUGCGGCCGACACAUCAGCUGACACACAGUAAGUCUCUGGUACCCAGAGUAACGUUUUCUAUCCUUGGGAUUUGAAACCUUGUUUAGUUCACUUUCGUGACGAGGACGACUGCAAGAAUGAGAUUUUCUCAAUACUAAGUAGUGUACGCGCGCGAACCAACGUCAUUUUGGCGGGAAAAUGUGGUAGCCGUCGUCAGUAGGCUUGGAUAAAUUCUGCUCGUAUAGUAAAAUGGCUUAUUCUGCCUGCCGGCAGUGCCCGUAAAAAUCGCUUAUUGUGCUCAAAAUUCUGCUAGGACACCUUUAUUCUGCUCGGUAUCCGAAAAAAAUUUCCCCCCCAAAAUUUUAAUUAUUAUUAAUUGUUGAUUUUUUUUUUCAGACGGAAAAGCAAUCCAAAAGGUCGUCCUGUUGACGAUGAAGAGUGUUUCAACUCCUGAGGGCUUUGAACCGGCAGAAAGAGCUGUGGAAAUCGGCUGCAUCAAAUCCAGUAUACAAACUAAAAAGGUACGGUGUGCUUCUAACAUAUUCACACACCUUAUCCCAAAAAAUUGUGGCUACGAUACUUUCUGUUAUGUUUAUAUUAAUUAGCCCUCUUUUCCUCGAUUGCAUCUGCAGAAUACCUUUUACCUUGAAAUUAGGCAUUGAAGGCAAAUUAUCAUGAGGGCAAAAGAAUAACUAAAUUCGCCCCUCAUUUUAGAAUAACGCGUAUUGUUGACUCCGCGCGCGUUGUUUCAGGUUAAGCACCAGGCGACAAAGAACUUUCAGGAACGAACCUCUUGUUGUUUUGUCAUAAAACAGUCGUAAUGAACUGAGUUUUACGUUCAUAACUCUUGAGUUAUUUGCUCAUGUUUAGCUUCAGUUUCGGUUUAGAUUCUGCUUAGUUUAUCUUAUAUUAAGAAUUUCUUCCUUGUUUGCAGUCUAGUGACUUUUAUUUCGAUAAUCCUAAAGAAGCAAAUGAGAGAGGAUUCAGCUUCGAACCUUUAAAGGUUAGUGCCAGUUUUUCUUGUCAAAGCAACUUUUAAGAACAUUGUGGGUUAUUUGAGUCCUACUACCGCCGUAGAAAUGCUGUCCUUUCUCAAAUCUCAAAUCUCAAAUCUCAAAGCUUUAUUUUAACACGGUAAAAAUUCAUCAGGUUUUUUGUUACAUGUGAAGUAUAAACUACAUAACAAUAUUUAAUAAUAAUAAAUACAUAUCUAAAGAGUCUCAUAAAAAUACUACGCAAAAUUACACUAAACUAUACCUGUUUUCCAUGAAUGCCGUGCAUCUAACUUAACUAAAAUGAAAGGUUCCUUUCUCUUGUGUAUGUUACUUUUAACAUCUCUUCUUCAAAGAAUUUCAAUAUAAUCAAAAUUCAAGAAAAUCAGAAGAUUUCUAGAAAACCAAAAUAUAUUCUACUGCUCUCUACACUAUCUUAUUUGGGAUGCAUUUGAUAAUCUCAGCAAACAUUUUGCAUAAAUAAUAAAACAAUCAUUGAAUUCGGCUGUCGUAUGAUCUGAAGAAUUAUGCAGAUCCCCUCGAUUUAAUUCUUCACGUCCUACUCAGCGUCAUUUAGUAAUUGCUUAUUAUAUAAUCGUAUGUUCCUCUCUGUUGUAGGCGGGAGUAGAUAUCGGCGUUAAGAAGAAUAUCGUGUUUCGAUGGCAACCUCCACCUGGACAUGACGUAAGUGUUGAAGUCUUUUUAGUUGUGAAACUUCUUCCGGGGGUGGGGUACUUCCUUAUAAGAGGCUAAUGGGGAUGUGCCGCUGGAUGGGGUCGCAUUUUCAAUAGAGUUACUAGAAUGGGGUUGCACAUUUUCUGAGUUUUGGGGUAAGACAGUUCUUCAUAUUUACGGUUAGCGAACGUACCAGAAUGUUUGUUUAAAUAGAAAGUGACUAAGUUGGGAUUGCGAAAAUUACAUAUUUGCCCAAAAGUGACUAAGAUGGGGUCUAUAAUUGGCCACAGAACAGACUAUAAUGAGUUAGGGGCUCUGAAAGGCCAGCAGCACAUACCCGGCAAAAAUUAACCCUAGUAACCCUCCCCGGGAAACUUCUUCAGUACAGGGUAUGAUUUUGCGGUUGUAUUUCUUAUGGUCUGUUAAAUGGCAGAUGAGUAAUAAGAAAUAAUGCCAUCUUCAAUCUUCCUAAGCAACGAGGCACACCAUUGUAAACUGUAUCACAACCAACGGAGGUAUAUCAUAAACUGUAUCAUAACAAAUUGGUGCCACAACGUUCUGUUCUAGUUCAAGUUCUUUCGACCCUUGAACGAUUAAAAAUCAAAAUCAGUGUAAAAAGGAGAAGAAUCUUGAAGGCACAGAAGUUUCGCGGUUUGGGAAAAAUGUACCAACUUUCAAGAUUUUAUGUGAAGGUCAGCCUGUAUGAAGAUCAAGCGUUCGCAAUUUAACACUCUUCGGUGGUUGAGUUAAGACCGCAGACAUCCAAGAUCACUCUUCUCGUGAGCUUGGUGGACCUUUUGUAAGAGUAACAUUAUUACCCCCCCCCCCAACGAACUUUUUUUUACCUCUGCAUUUUGAAAUAAACUCACGAACAUACACCAGCCUAACAGUACAAUUGUGUUUUUCUUCCCCAGCCUAAUGAACCUGUUAACACGAGCACAAUGGUGAGUAUUUUGUGAUAUAGCCCGCGUAGCCGGCGAGGUCGUUAUUUAGGGCGGCAAAGUUUUGGCAGAGGAGCUGCGAAGCCGUGCGGAGAAUGGGGAGGAGACUCUUUAAAAUCUAUCGGCGCUCGCCUCUCGCGGUCCAAAACUGUCACUUGCGCAAAAACAAUUCCGCCAGUUACGCGGACUGUGUGGUCGCAGCGUCUUUACUUCAUAUACUCUAAAAAUUGCAUUUUCCAACUUUUACAUCAACAUUACCCGAGUCGCUAAGUUAAUCUAUGGUCUUAAGGGCAUCAUGUUCCGAGUUCGUUCCAGUAACCCUCACCUUCAAAUGUAAGCCACAUACGAAACUUUUCACGUGAAAGUGAACUUUAUUUGCUCAAAAAUAAAAGGAUAUUUUCCAUCAAACUUUGCACUUCAUACUUCGUUUUGAAAAAGGGGCCAGAGACAACUCGAAAAUGGUCUGUUAGUUGCUAACUGGUCUCCAUUCUUCUCUGUUGAAUGUCUGCUGAAUAUAUCGCGCGCGGUAUUCAGCAGAGGCGACGGUGGACCAGACAGAAUUUUGGAUGAGGGAAGGAGGAAAAGCUGAGCGAAACCGAUUGUUUAAAAAUGUUGAUACGUGUCUCGUAAGUAAGUUUGUCACUACUAUAACCUUACACACAAACAUCAGCUUACUGCUUGCAUGAAAAGUAGUAAUCUCUUGUAUUCUCUGUACAGUUGACAGUCAAGAGUGACGUCACCACUCAGUACAAGAUCCUGCUGCAAGGACUGAUUACCACGGAACCUAAAGACCCGGAUGCUCCUGGCCACGUGGUCGAAGUCGAAGAAACGUGAAUUUUUUCGUCUACAAGUAGUUGUCUAUUUCAUAUGGCUCUGAGCAGCUUAUCUGCGAUGUAUAAAGCAGAGAGAGAGUAUAUUGUGAUGUUGAGUACGUUUUAUGAAAUACCGGCUUGAACUUGAAAAGGAAUUCUUCUCGGACAAGAAAAAAAACCGUAUUGACAGUACGUGCUCAAAGUUUAUGUAAAACUAUGCCAAGGUAUUUACUCGGAGAUUUGUAAAGACUUGACGUGAUUUUUAUGAAUUGCCUUUUUUUGCUUUAUCAGUUGCAACUGUAGCUAUUUUUGUGAGCUGCAUUUUUCGCUUAGCUCAGAUUUGUAAAGGACUGCAUUCACAUCGCCGCGUUUGAAUACUUUCGUGUGUUGUGGUAUCUGGGUCGUUCACACCAAUUAUUGAUAUAAUUAAGUGUUGUUUAGGUGAAAACAUGUUCUAAAACGGAUAUCGUGACGACGGGUCGUGUGAA